UCCCCCCAGAGACCUCCUUGAGUGGAGGAGGGUAAGGGGUCACAUGUGAACCUCCUUGAGUGAGGGAAAGAAGGAGUGCUGGUGAGCACCUGGGAACAAGUAUGUGAUUCCCUUGAGUUGGAGGAGCUCCAAACGACUGGAGUGAGGUAAAGAGAAAACCCUCCCAGUAGACAAGAGUUUCUCAAAUGUGUCCAAGAGAGGAUUCUGGGAUUUGUGUCCGCUGAAAGCCAGUGAGGGCUAAAGGAAAGCGUGAGUAAAGUGAACACCACUGUACAGCAGACAAGGAAACAACUGCAGCAGUAAUUUCAUCUCUUCACUCUCCUGAUCCAGAUCCAGUAUGAGCAUGAAGCAUAUUGCUGUGCUGUCUGUCAUUGUUUUGCUAGCAAUACUACAUUGUAUUGCAGGUAGUCUGGAACCAAGAUUACCAGGUGGAAGAUGCAAAUGUUUCAAACAGACAAAUCAGUUCAUAAAACCCAAUAAGCUGACAAGAGUUGAAUUCUUCCCUCCAGGACGAAGCUGCCCACAACUGGAAUGUUUAGUAACCCUGAAGAAUGGAGAAAUUGUGUGUGUCAAUCCACAAGCUGUAUGGCUGCAACGCCUCAUUGCCUAUUUAAAAGAAAAAAGUUCUGCGGCAGACAGUACACCAAUAUGAAUCACAUUCUGGACAAAACCAUCAAGAUCAAUGUUUUUUACUUUUCCCAGACUGUUAAAUUCUAAAUACCUUUUAUAUUACAAUACAAAGCAUAAAAUAAUGCAAAAUCUGUUGGUGUCCCAUAAAAUGGCGAGGAACUCUAUUCCCAUCCCAUGUGAAGCAAUAUAUUGUGUCAAUUCAAAUAAAACGAUCAUGUGAA
Messenger RNA from Xenopus laevis (African clawed frog), 851 nucleotides. RefSeq names its product C-X-C motif chemokine ligand 13 L homeolog (gene cxcl13.L). Bases 338 to 652 code for a protein of 104 amino acids. The transcript is spliced from 5 exons. Gene Ontology annotation, cellular component: extracellular region. NCBI's taxonomy places the organism in Eukaryota, Metazoa, Chordata, Amphibia, Anura, Pipidae. Gene Ontology annotation, biological process: defense response; cell chemotaxis; chemotaxis. The record is from RefSeq and is a predicted model, not a curated record. Gene Ontology annotation, molecular function: chemokine activity.